CCUCAUUUGUCCGCGAAUCAGCCCCUGGGUGUCCACAGGGUCGGGGUGGAAAGCGGAAGGGGACUCCGUUCAUGAAGGAUGAAGUUGUUAGGUGUUCUAUUAUUCCUCGGCUCCAGGCUGCUACCUAGUAGGACCGACCCUGUACCUCAAGAUGUCGACUGCAACAAUUCUGAUGUCUUCAAAGCUGUGGACCAGGCCCUGCGGUGGUAUAACGAACACCAAAAAGGUGGCAAUCAGUUUCUGUUGUACAGGGUAACCGAAGCCUCGCUGACGGUUGACUCCGAUACCUUUUACUCAUUAAAAUACCAGGUAAGGGAAGGUGACUGUCCUGUCCAAAAAGACAAACACUGGCAAGAUUGUGACUACCGAGAACCUGUAGAAGCUGCCACUGGAGAAUGCACAGCUACAGUAAAGACAAAGAAUAAAGAAAAAUUCACAGUGACUACGCAGACUUGCCAAAUUACUCCGGCUGAAGGCCCAGUGAUUAAAUCGCAUUACGAAUGCUUUGGAUGUCUACAUCCUAUCUCCCCUGCCAGCACAGACUUAAUUCCAAUCUUGAAACACGCCCUUCAGUAUUUCAACAACAAAAGUGAUCAUACUUUCCUCUUCCAAGUUAACCAAGUGAAAAAGGCCCAAAGACAGGUGGUGGCUGGAUGGAACUUUAAUGUUCACUACACGGUUAUACAAACUAAUUGUUCCAAGAAGGAGUACAGAGAGAUGCUUCCAGAGUGCAAACCCUUGGCUGGUGGUGAUACUGGUGAAUGCAGUGAUAGAGCAUUUGUGGAUCCUCAAAUGAAAAUUACAGGCUUUGUACAGAAUUGUGAGCUUUUUCCAGGACUGGGAUGGAUUCCACCACCUGUCUUAGAUUGCCCCGGUUGCCCCCGACAUCUACCGGUCAACAGCCCCGAACUGAAGGAGCCGCUGAAACAUUCCCUCGAAGCAGUGAAUUCGGCGAAUAAUUACACAUUCUAUUUCAAGGUGGAAAAGGUCACAAAGGCUACAUUCCAGGUGGUGGCCGGAGAAAAAUUUUCGAUUGAGUUUCUUGUCAGGCAGACCAAAUGCUCCAAGGAAGACAAUGAAAAGAUGCCCGAAGACUGUGAGCCUAACAAUGAUGGAAAAGUUUUAAACUGCAGUGCUGUGGUUAACAUCGUGCCUUGGGAGAAUAAAGUGUAUCCCACUGUCACGUGCGAGGAGCAUGGAAUGACUUCAUUCCUGAAAAGACCACCGGGAUUUUCUCCUUUCCGAUCAGUACAGAUGUCCGCUACAGAAGGAACAAAUGUAAGUCCUCCCCAACCUCCACAGGCACCUGAUCAAGAUGAAGAGCAGGCUCCGGGAAAAAGACGUGGACACGCCCUUGGCCAUGACAAUGGUCAUGGCCACAGGCUGGGCCAUGGUCGUGGCCAUGGAUGUAAAAAAGCCCAUGACCUCGAACGGAGACCCGAGUGCAAUCGUGGCCAGGGAAAACACAAAAAUAAGGACAAGCCCAGAGGAAAGCACAAUGGUUGGAAAAAAAACUGUCCGGAAGACAAUACUAAUCCUUCCCAACCGGAACAGAUAAAUCCCGAGGAACCGGAGACUCUGCCGCCUAUUUUGACACCUACCCACCAACCCCAGCUAGAGAGAGCUGUUACUUUUUCAUAUUUUCAAGAUUCAGAUCUCCUUUUGCCCGAUACGCCUCCGAUCGCAUUACCCUCCUCUGAUGGAGAUCUUUUCCCUGAAAUCCAAAGUGAACCCAAGGACUUUUCCCUUGGAUUAUUAGAUUUUCCAGAACCUCCCCCCCAGAAAUGUCCCGGGCGCCCCUGGAAACCAAUUAAGGGGAUGGACAUUGCCACAGAAGAGACACAGUUUGAUGACUUCGAUCUCUCGGAUGCUGCAGAAUAAUUUCUACAGCUAUUAGGCUUCUCUGGGGCCUUCUCCAUCCCUCUGAACAAAUCCAAAAUUCCCAAUAUCAGUGAUUAGGAAAGGCAAAACCUCAAAACGACCUGGGAAGAAAGAGGGCACCUCCCAAUAUAAGCAUUAUGAGCCCCGAUAGAGGACCCGAAAGUUAAUGGCAGAACUCUAAAUUGGGCCUCGAGUUCUGUUCUCUCAUGGGCUUUUUCCAAAAAUGUACUGAAGUGUAGUGAUUUGAAGCUGCUGAGUCCCAGGAGCCCCGCUGAAACUUUUUGUGUUCAGUAGCAUUUUGUGGAUUGUCCAGCUUAUAACGACUAGGGCAGCGUAUUCCCCGCAUGAUCUAAAAGAUAUGUAACAGAAAUAAAAAAGAAUGCAAAACCUUUUGA
Molecule: messenger RNA, 2276 nt
Organism: Tachyglossus aculeatus (Australian echidna)
Lineage: Eukaryota; Metazoa; Chordata; Mammalia; Monotremata; Tachyglossidae
Gene: KNG1
Product: kininogen 1
Exons: 10
Coding region: 79-1881 (600 amino acids)
Biological process (GO): negative regulation of blood coagulation; negative regulation of endopeptidase activity; positive regulation of cytosolic calcium ion concentration
Cellular component (GO): extracellular region; blood microparticle
Molecular function (GO): cysteine-type endopeptidase inhibitor activity
Source: RefSeq, a predicted model, not a curated record